This is a messenger RNA of Hydatigera taeniaeformis, 1479 nucleotides long. The record is from the annotation of a GenBank genome assembly. NCBI's taxonomy places the organism in Eukaryota, Metazoa, Platyhelminthes, Cestoda, Cyclophyllidea, Taeniidae.
AUGCGAUUUGUGGGGAAAUCACGAACUACCCUCCCGGAGGACCCAAAUUGGCCCUACUUUGACUCCCCUUGGGAUUUGUUGCGUGACUGUCAGGACUACAACUCUGACAUCUCUAACACCUCCAGCCAUUUGGGAGCUUGUAUCCUCUCCCACAUGCUCGGUUUUCUCUCCGCCUACAUCUUUCCUUUUGUUGGCCUCUUCGGCGUUGUCUCGAACAUCCUUGUUACCUAUAUCUUCCUCUUCGUCUUUCGCAAGCCGUCGCGUCAGAUGAUUUACCUUGGCUGCGUGGCAGCCGCCGAUGUCAUCACCAUUAUCCUUUUUGGCUGGAUUUGGGUAUUUCCCGCAAAAGGUCUACCUUACGCCACUGGUGCGAGGGUCUACUUUUUCAUCCUCAAUGUCAACAUCUAUAGUUGCAAAAUCAUGCGCUAUCUCUACUCCUUCUCCUCAUGUCUGAGCUCCUCCCUCUUUCUCCUAACCGCCUUCGAUCGCUGUUUGUGUGUUUACUUUCCCCUCAAAUUUGCUCGAAUCUCGCGAAGAAGAGCGUGGGAGGCUGUCGGUGUAAUUACACUCUUCUCAGCUCUUGCGAUGCUACCCUUUGGUUUGUUAGUUGAGCAUACCUUAUCGAAUGGCAAAAUAAUCUGUUGGGUAAAGGUGGGACCAAAUGCUCUGCAAAUUUAUCAUGUCCUCCUAGCCAACUCCAGCUUACUGCAAACCAUCUUAGUGAUUAUUAUAAACAUUGCCUUAUUAAUUCGCCUCCGUCAGAGUGCUGUGCUCCGUGAGACAAUGUCCAAAUGCACCAGUGCCAAUCGCGAGAUAGCAGCCUCUAUGCUACUGGUCAUUCUCUCCACCAUUGUGGUCAUUUGUACACUGCCUCAAUCAAUUGCCUAUGUCUUCUCCACAAUUCUGGCUGAGGUGCUUGAUGGAGAUACAGGGCGCACAGCAGUCCGUAUAGCCUACAAUAUCUCCGAUCUCGGAUGGCAACUCCUUUUCUUUCAACAGGCCUCCAAUUGGGCUCUCUACAUGAAGCGGAUGAAGAACUUUCGCAGAGCUACCUUGCGUCUUCUACGAUGUCACUGCAACAGAGGUCGAGGAUUGGUGGACGAUGCCUUCGGCUCUAUUCAUUACCUUUCUACAAAAGCACGUUAUCUAACCAGCGAGCUUCGAAUUACUCGCGGUGACGUCUCAAAGGUCUAUGGCAUGCGCUUCGCAACUGCCAAGAAGGGUGGUGUCUCUGACUUUUGGAAAAUGAAGUACUCAGGCGCAGUGUUACACACAAGUUUCGGAAACUUUCAAUGUCAAGGGAAGGGAGGAAAUGACAGUAACAACAACAACAUUUCAGAGAUCUGCCGCUACACAUACCGUGGAAGCAUGCGACACACCACUACAAUGUCAACAAUUACGCCCGGUACCGUCUACGCAGACAUCGACACACCGACCGAGCCUGCUCUGGAGUCGGGCCGUGUAUUGACUAGAUUUUGA